Molecule: messenger RNA, 1705 nt
Organism: Clarias gariepinus (North African catfish)
Lineage: Eukaryota; Metazoa; Chordata; Actinopteri; Siluriformes; Clariidae
Product: dual specificity calcium/calmodulin-dependent 3',5'-cyclic nucleotide phosphodiesterase 1B-like
Exons: 15
Coding region: 140-1636 (498 amino acids)
Biological process (GO): signal transduction
Molecular function (GO): 3',5'-cyclic-nucleotide phosphodiesterase activity
Source: RefSeq, a predicted model, not a curated record
UGAGAAACAUUACAGCUCUGACUGCUGAUGUGGAACGAUCAAGUGAAUCAUAUCAUCACUCCAGACCCCUCUGACGCAGCCAGUGGAAAAUAAAAGUGUGUGUCCAUUAGAGUGAAGGUCAUCUGGGAGGAGACGCACCAUGGCACCACAACACGGAAAAACACAGAACACACACAUCAGUGCGGACACAUGGAGGUCCAUCAUCAUACUGCUGAAGCGAAUGUUACAGCAGUUGGAGGUCAGUGAUGUGGACUUUGAGGAGUUGAAGAGAAACCUGGAGUUCACCGCCUCGUUACUGGAGGCUCUUUACACUGACGGAACACGACCUUCCUUCGAUGCUGAUGAUGACCUGCAACUUCGCUCAGAUGUUGUUCCAGUGGAGGUUCGCGAUUGGCUCGCAUCCACGUUUACUCAGAGAGUCCAGCCAAUCAGCCGACGGCCAGAGGAGAAACCACGAUUCCGCAGCAUCGUUCAUGCAGUGCAGGCUGGAAUAUUCGUGGAGCGGAUGUUCCGUAAAGCAUACUCCACCGCCAUGCCAGAUCAACCUGCUGACGUGCUCAACUGUUUACGGGAUGUGGACAGGUGGAGUUUUGACGUGUUCGCUCUGGACGCUGGAAGUUCAGGUCAUUCACUAAAAACACUCUUCAUCGAGCUGAUCAUCAAACACCAACUGAACGGCAGAUUUAAGGUGCCUCUCUCAUGUCUGAUGUCAUUCCUGUGUGAGCUGGAACGCGGUUACAGCAAACACACAAACGCCUAUCACAAUCACACACAUGCUGCUGACGUCACACACACAGUGCACUGUCUACUGCUGCGCACUGGAGUUCUGUACUGGCUUACCGAACUGGAGAUGUUGGCGUGUCUGUUUGCAGCGGCGGUUCACGAUUACGAACACACAGGAAGGACCAACAACUUCCACAUAUACACACGGUCUGAGUUGGCGAUGGUCUAUAACGAUCGCUCGGUGCAGGAGAGUCACCACGUAAGUGCUGCGUUCCGCCUUCUGCAGGACGAAAACACCAACAUCUUCAUGAACCUGACGCGCACUGAGUGGCUUGAGCUGCGGUCUCUGGUGAUAGAGAUGGUUCUGGGAACCGAUAUGUCCUCUCACGUGCUGCACAUUAAAGCCAUGAAGACGUGUUUACAGCAUAAUGAAAGCAUCGAUAAACCGAAGGCACUGUCACUGAUUCUGCAUGCAGCUGAUAUCAGUCAUCCUGCUAAAUCCUGGAGCUUACACUCACGCUGGACCCCCAGACUGAUGGAGGAGUUUUUCACACAGGGUGACAGAGAAGCUGAACUGGGUUUGGCUAUCUCUCCUCUGUGUGACAGACAGAACACGCCAGUCGCUCAGUCUCAGAUAGCUUUCAUAGAGUUUAUCGUGGAGCCAACAUUUUCCUUAAUCAGCGACAUGGCCGAGCAAAUCGUCAUCCCUCUGAUACAGGACACUCCCGAUCCUUCACCGACCUGCAGCAGGUACAGAGGACUCCAGUGGACUGUGGCGGACCUUGUUAGCUUCAGAUCCAUGUGGAUGAGACACACUGAGGAGAACAAGAGCAAGUGGAGAGACAAGAUAAACAACAGUGUGUCUGAUAUUAGAGACGAGCCUGAAAUGCAGACAGGACAGAAAUCUGCAUAAAGAAAUGAGUGCAGAAAGGAGGAGAAGGAAAAGAAUGGGAAGAGAUGAGGAUGAUGAGGAGGAGGAGGA